UCCCACGGUCGGGGCAGGUCCCAUCGAUAUAUAACCGACCAGUCUUCAGAAUGCUACUGGUUUCCAUGUCAUCUAGCCGUAUACUACUAGGACCGGUUCCCUAAGAUGCCACUGGCCGGAAUCGAAAUAGCAGCCACGGACUACCUGUGCGCCAAAGGCCAAAGUUAUCGUGCCGGGGCGUGGCGGUAACUAAACAAGUUCUACUUGCUUAGCACCGCUAAACUUAUGCAUACAUACCGGCUCGACAGCCAUCCGACCUAUGCUUGUAGAGUACUCUAAGCUACCUUCCGGCCGACGCCUCCCGUGUUCAUGAACGGUAGGCUAUGUAUCUACAUAUCUACAUGGCUCCAAGUUUGCUUGUCGAGAUACGUCGACCGGCCACCCAGUUGCGAUAACCGAUCGGUAUGCACCCAAGACCCAACAUGCGCACCACCACUAAACUUUCCCGUGCCAAUGGCAUCCCUGAAACCUUCCUCACCACGCUAUGUAUCGCUCAAGCCCGACACGAUAUGUGUGGCCGAAGCACCGCAGGCAGCAGUGAGAGGAGCACACCAGACCCCGCGGUUGCCGCGACCUGGUAGGGUACACGGUGUACCGUGUACCUGGUAGUCAGGGUGGGGAAAGUGUAUUGCUCGUCCCGUGAUAAAGAUCGGCUACG
Molecule: messenger RNA, 658 nt
Organism: Tricharina praecox
Lineage: Eukaryota; Fungi; Ascomycota; Pezizomycetes; Pezizales; Pyronemataceae
Exons: 1
Coding region: 310-609 (99 amino acids)
Source: RefSeq, a predicted model, not a curated record